GUUCCGUGCGGAAUCGACCUGAGUCUGCGUUCCUGUCGGUUUGGGCAUUGUGGGAUUUCGCCGCACUUCUUGAGAGGUGAUUGGUGUCCCAGACCCGGAACCCACAUCCGCGUUCACUGGACCUGAGUUUAUGCGCUGAGGAGAAAGGAGGGGAAUGGAAAACUUGAAAGAAGAAGAAUCAAAGAAGGGAAGAGAGGGAGAGAAAAAAGGGUUUUACUGUGAAGAAGUUGUGCCCUGGUAGAAGACUUCAGUUUUUAAAUACACAGCCUUCUCAAAGCAGCAUUAUUAUGGGUCAAAUCUACAUGUUGCCUAAUGCCAAGUCAAGCAUGUGGAGGAGAGAGGUGGGGAGAACAAGGAAGAACUGGAAAUAUGAUCUUAGUAAUGAGAAAGAGCAGAUAAAGAGAAGAAAAGGAAAUGUCAGAAGCCCGUGGGUAGUUCCAGAAAGUGGAGGCCCAAAGAAAUUCCAGCUCUCCAAUAAACUCUCAAGCCACAUCUUCUGUUAAACAAAAAGACUCCAAUGGACAUAGCACUCCAAACAUGAACUGCCCCAGGCCUCAGCACCAUGCAUCAUUGUCUGUGGAAACGUAUUCUAGUUGCUGUGUCUUUAAUCUUCCUGGGCUUCUUCUUCCAAAAGCUUACUGAAGAGCGUCCUACAUAUAACUUAUCAUUGCAGGAGGAAAAGAAGAAAAUCCUGCAACAGCUCAAUCAAGAGCAAAUGACCUCUGAGAGCAAGAACCAUCUGGAGAACUUCAGGGACAUGCAGAAAGCCUCCCCUUUACUCCAACAGGUCAACUACAAAUUGCUGGCUGGAUCCCCUCCCCAGGAAAAGAAACUGUUGACCAUAGGGAUUUCUUCAGAGCAGCGCCCUAAUGGGAGCUACCUUUUGGGCACUCUGCAUUCCCUGUUCCAAGCUUCCUCAGAACAUGAGCUGAAUUGUGUUGUGGUGCUGGUCCACCUGUCCAAUCCUGACCCCAAAUGGCUCAGACGAACCGUUGCCAGUAUCUCAGACCUCUUCAAACCACAUAUUGAGGCCCAGAAGCUGCUCGUGAUCCAUGGUAGUCUCGCUGACUUUUCUCUCCCGGGAGAUCUGAAUAAUGUCAGUCAUGCCUCACGCUGUGAAGCACAUUAUUCCAGGCAGAAAGUCAAUUAUGCCCUCCUUAUGAACUUUGCCAUCAACCUCUCUGAAUACUUUCUGAUGAUAGAAGAUUAUGUUUACUGCACUUCCAAAUUUAUUUCUACCAUCUAUUGGGCACUAUCAGCCUGGAAAGAACUACCUUGGGCGAUCCUAGAGUUCUCCAGCCUAAGCCUCUCUGGGAAAGUUUUCCACACCAGUGACCUCUCCCGCCUGACCUCUCUCUUUCUCCUUUUCCAUAAAGAUAUUCCCAUCCAUUUGUUUCUCUCUGAAUUUCGUCUACUCUUGACCCAAAAUGUUCCAAUUCGUUUCAGUCCCUCAGUCUUCUACCACAUAGGCAAUUAUUCUGCGUUUGAGGACACGUGCUUUCCUGUGGAGAAGGAGGAGGUAUUUGGUGAACCAGACAACCCUGUCGCCAGCGUCCUCACUGACAUGAUGGCGGAAAUGAAUGCUAUUCCACAAUACGCUUACACCCUGAACAAAGAGUGCUACUCUACUCUCAAUCCUGUCAGAGGCAACUACCUGACAGUGGUUUUGGAGAAGCCACAAAAAGUCACCCGGAUAGAAGUGCUGACAGGUUCUGACAAAAAAGGGCUGUACUGGCUACAGCAGGGGCAGGUGGAACUGGGCUAUGAUCCCUUGGAGAAUUCCAGAGGCUGCACCCACUAUACCCUUCUAGGUCCACUGGUGGAAGGAAAUUUAGACCAGAGGGUGUUUUAUGAAGAGGAUUCUGUAGAGGAGUUGAGUUGUAUACGACUGCUUGUGCUGGCAUCUCAAGAGUCUUGGCUCCUGAUCAGGCAGAUCAAAGUCUGGACUUGGCAUGAGGAAGAGGAGGGUUAGCACAAUGGGAAUUCUGGAAAGGCAGAGUUUGGGAAUGGAACCUACAUGGCUGACCAGAAAUAAAGCUAAAAUUAAAAUUGA
Messenger RNA from Suricata suricatta (meerkat), 2053 nucleotides. RefSeq names its product alpha-1,6-mannosyl-glycoprotein 4-beta-N-acetylglucosaminyltransferase-like. Lineage: Eukaryota; Metazoa; Chordata; Mammalia; Carnivora; Herpestidae. Gene Ontology annotation, biological process: protein N-linked glycosylation. The record is from RefSeq and is a predicted model, not a curated record. The coding region runs from base 563 to 1972 and encodes 469 amino acids. The transcript has 7 exons. Gene Ontology annotation, molecular function: acetylglucosaminyltransferase activity.